AUGAUGAGAUCUUAUUCUCAGUUUCCAAAAAAGAUAGAUACAAGUAGCGCAAAUAGCUAUCUUAAAUCUUGCUUAAUUCUUGAAGGCUACAAUGAAAGAGAGGCAUUACCAACUAUGGAAGAAAUCGUUGACAUGUGUACUGGAAGGCCUCGAUUACUAAGAGUGCGUCAUUCGCCAUUAGAGAUGCUGCAUAAUCCAAAAUUACCUACUCUUGCUGUACAUAGCUGGUAUCUAUACAAUGCUUUGGAUUAUUUGGAAAAUUCCUUAUUUGUCCUAUUUGAAGACUGGAAGAAUGACUAUAAGAGUUCGAAAAAUGAUACGGAUGCUCUCUUCUUUCAAUAUGUACAAAAUAUACAUCAAUGCUACAAGGAAGUUGGAAUUUUAUUUCGUAUUCCCAUACCACUGUCAAGUGCAUUAGCUUCUCCUGAACUAAAACAAUCUGUAAAACGAUCAAGUUUAUCCCUAAUUCACAGUAUGAUACCCGCCACCUUUCAUGAAGCAUGUACAGCCUACUUCAAAACACAACUUGGCAAAUUCCUUGUAACCCAAUACCCCUUCCAUCCUCAUUAUCGUUCACGUAAUCCUUUAAUUCAAGUACAAAAAAUCUUGGACGAUCAAUUAAUGGAGUUAGAAAGUGUGAGAUGUGUGAGUAAUAAGGUAAUAGCAGAGGCUUUAGAAAGUCAAACAAUAGAUGUGAUGGAAGAAGAUUUUGAAUCUGAAGAAAAAACAGAAGAGUUUGAAGCAAUUUGUCGACAACUGAACCAGCUUGAGUUGAUAGAAGAUUGGACAGAGAUUGUAAAGGAUGUAAUUGAACAAAAGUUGCAAAAUUUAUCUAUAAAAGAGGAUUGGACGAUAUCCAUAGUGCAAGUUAUGCUGAAAUGGCUACACAUUUUUAUUUUGCCUUGGAUUUCAUAUAUUACAUCAAAAGAUGAAACAGAUAAGGAUUGGUAUAAUUUCUUGAGAGAGAAAAUCAAAGCAGAGCAUAUUUUGUAUGAGUUAAUUUAUCGAAUCCGUGUCAGGGAUAUCUUUGAUAUUAUUAGAGAGUAUCCAGCAUCGAAGCCUGCUAUUGUAGAUUUCCAUGUAAAAAUUCGCGAUCGUCUUCUACAUUUGGGCGCGUCUUUACAAGAUAUUUUAACCCAAUAUGAGGCUUGUGUUACAUGUCUGUCAAUUAUUGAUCCGACUUGUGAAAUUUUGGAACCUACUAUCAAACUUAUCAAAAACUACCUAUUAAAACAACGAAACUAUCGACUUGAUGUAUUGCAAGGCAUUGUAAAUCAAGUACGUGAUCGUCUAGAUGAAGACCCCACUGAUACCUCUCAACUCUAUGUCUUUAAGAAAUCAUUCAUUAAUGAUGAGGAAGUACCACAUGCUUUAGAUGACUUGGACAAAGAUAAACCAGCUCGCUUGGAUCGUCUUUGUAUAAAGGUCAAAGACCCAAUUGCUAUGCUUAUAAGUCUUUGUAAAUCACUUAAGGAUUUUAUUGAUGGCUAUAGUAACGUACUUUGUAACUCUUUGAUGAUUGCGCAAUAUGAUAUUGAUACUGAGGUUCGUCGACUUGAGUUACUUAAACGGCAUUUCCCAGUAGAUUCUUUUCUGAGAUGUGAUAUUAUGUUGAAGGAUGUGGAGAAUAGUCGAAGAUUAGAUCGUCAAUUGCAUGAAACUGGCACGUUUGUGUUUCCAUUACAUUCAACAAUGAUUACGAGUAACUAUUGGAUAGCACCUAGUGAUAGUGAAAAUGAGGAUGAUGAUGAUAACGACAAUGAUAAGGUCAAUUUAGGCAUUUUUGAUGGACUUGAAGACACAAUAGAGAGUUAUAAGGAAAAGUACAAACAUGUGAAAGCGUCAAGAAGGUUAAAUUUUAUGCCAAUAAAAGGCAUGGUGACUUUAGAUUUAGAGUUUGAAAAUAGAACGGUCAGAGUGGUGGCGACUCCUGAUGCUGCCUUGGUAAUAGCUGUAUUUGAAACAAAAGAGCAAUUAUUUACAAGUGAACAAAUAGCAACUAGAGUUGGUAUGAAAAAAUCACAAGUAAUAAAAUGCUUAAAGUUUUGGAUAGAGAAAAAAAUAUUAGAAUUGACAGCAAGAGGAGAAUAUCAUCUUAUAGAAGAUUAG
Messenger RNA from Cokeromyces recurvatus, 2109 nucleotides. RefSeq lists its product as uncharacterized. The transcript has 10 exons. Gene Ontology annotation, biological process: ubiquitin-dependent protein catabolic process. Gene Ontology annotation, molecular function: ubiquitin protein ligase binding. The record is from RefSeq and is a predicted model, not a curated record. Lineage: Eukaryota; Fungi; Mucoromycota; Mucoromycetes; Mucorales; Mucoraceae. The coding region runs from base 1 to 2109 and encodes 702 amino acids. Gene Ontology annotation, cellular component: anaphase-promoting complex.